AUGGCCAGACCGCUGGACGAAGUGGUGGACUCUUUCCGCUUGUCGUUGCUGACCCUGGGCUUGGCCCUCGCAGCUUGUCUGCGGCAGGAUAGAUACUAUGCGACGCAGAUGUGGCGCCAGGGGCGUGGUUUCCUUUGGUUCCAGCAUCUGAGACGCGCUGGUGGGACCACUGCUUGCCACUUCCUGCAGCGUGCUGCCUCGCAUGCGCGCUUUGUCUGGGAGCGAAGCGAGGCUUGCCAACCCGAGGAGUGGAAGCUGCGCGAUGCCAAGGCGGUGGUCGGGCACAAUCUGUCUUUGAUCGCCAUUGAGCUGGACAUCAUGGGCGGCAACGCCUUUGCCCAGGAAUAUGGGGCCAUACCAGCCAACGAGCUCCUCCGGAGGCAGUUCCGGCCCUUGAUGCGAAACUGGGUCUUUGUGACUGCCAUGCGCGAUCCGUGGUCGAGAUUCUGGAGUCAGCUCAGGUACGAGAUGGCAACUUGCGUCUCCAACAUGAAAGCGCUGGCCGUGUGUAUGGCUGGCAACCACAACCUCCUAGGUUGGUGGUGGUCGCCCACUGCCCACAUUGAUAGUGUCUUGGGAGUUCCCGGAUACAGAAUCUCAGAGAGCCCUCACGUGUACGCAGACAACUACUACACACGAAUUCUGCUCAACCGCACAGACCUGUCCGGCCCGCAGCUGACAACAUGGGAGUACGAAUUGGCAAGAUCGCUACUGUUCGACCGCAUGUCUACUGUUAUUAUUACAGAGGACUUUGCGCGCUCUGCCUUGCAGCUUGCUUGCAGUUUGGGCCUGGAUCUGGAGACAGCUCGACCUUUGCUACGGACACGGGUGCGUCCAUACGAGCGCCACCAGGCCAUGUUGGAAAUUCCCACGGAAUCCGAUCUCGGGCCCAGUGAUGUUGAGGCUCUGCGACAGAGCUUCGUGAAGAAGAACAGCUUCGACUAUAGUCUCUACUCCCAUGCGAAGCGUAUCUCGAGAGCUCGCCUGGCACAAUGUGCCCGGAGAAAUGCUCUCGUAGCUGAGCUCAAAGAUGCUCCUGUCCUGCAAGAGGAGCUACCCGCUCCAGCCCCGAAAGCGCACCCGCUCCUGAGCGUGGAUGAGAUGUUUGGAUGCACCAACGGUUCGCUCAGGGAGCUGGAAGAUGGGAACUACAUGUUGAUCUGCCCCAGAAGCAUGGAGCAGAGCAGUCAGUCUUGGUGGUCGCCUCUUGGCACCCCAAAGCGGAAACUGGGGCAAAGAUUGCCAGGGGAUAGCUGCUGGAAGGAAGGCUUUCAUUGGGCUGCUUGCUGCGACCCUGGUUAUGGGCCAGGCGGAAAUGCCGCUUGUUGGGAUCAGCACCACAACUUUGCGAAGUGUUGUGCUGAAAGCUUGGGGCUGACUGACACACAGCUCAGAAAAAAGAGUGCGACCAGUCACAUCAUGCAUUGUGAGCACAUCUUGCCGAAGAGGAAAUCCCCAAGCACUACCGUACUGAAAGCUGCACCGGUCCUUUCUUCAUAG
Symbiodinium pilosum is the source of this 1500-nucleotide messenger RNA. Lineage: Eukaryota; Dinophyceae; Suessiales; Symbiodiniaceae. The record is from the annotation of a GenBank genome assembly.